Messenger RNA from Procambarus clarkii (red swamp crayfish), 600 nucleotides. The record is from RefSeq and is a predicted model, not a curated record. Lineage: Eukaryota; Metazoa; Arthropoda; Malacostraca; Decapoda; Cambaridae.
AUGGCAUAUGUAACGCCAGCUGGACAUGCAGAUCGCCCCGAUAUUUUACCCAACCAAAAUACUGUUACAGUUUUUGCUCAGAAUCAUCAAGCAGUGCUAGCACAUGCCAUGUUCUGUCAGUUGCAGCAAAGGCAUGACGUGAAUGCCUUUCAAGAGCCAAUAUGGAAUGAUAUGAAUACCACACAGGAUCCAACACAGUAUGCCAUGAAUACCAUUCAGGAUCCAACACAGUAUGCCAUGAAUACCAAACAGGAUCCAACACAGUAUGCCAUGAAUACCAAACAGGAUCCAACACAGUAUGCCAUGAAUACCAAACAGGAUCCCACACAGUAUGCCAUGAAUACCAAACAGGAUCCAACACAGUAUGCCAUGAAUACCAAACAGGAUCCAACACAGUAUGCCAUGAAUACCAAACAGGAUCCAACACAGUAUGCCAUGAAUGCCAAACAGGAUCCAACACAGUAUGCCAUGAAUACCAUUCAGGAUCCCACACAAUAUGCAAUGAAUACCAUUCAGGAUCCCACACAAUAUGCCAUGAAUACCACUCAGGAUCCCACACAGUAUGACAUGAGCGCCACUCAGGAGCUCAACACGGCAUGA